AUGCCUAGAAAACGUAAACUAGAAACAAAAGAUUCUAACACCCAGAAAUCUUUACCUGUAGAAGUUGUAAUAGAAGACGUAACUACACAUCCUUUAUGUUUGCACGGGCCGACGUUGUUAUUCUCUACUGAAAAAGGCCGAUAUUUCGCUUGUGCCUCGUGUAGGAAUAAGGAAUGCACCGUACACAUAGAUGAGGAAGAUUGGAAGAAGGAAAGUGUGAGGAAACGUAAUGAGAAGUACUACAGUUUAAUUCCGAAGAUUGAUAAGGCUGCAGCAUGGAGCAACUUUGUUGAGGUGAAAGCCCGUCACUAUGUAGACAGAGCAUUCUGUAGUACUUGUGAAGAUCUCUACCUAGUGUCUAAACCUUCCAAGAAACAUGCAAAGGAGCACAGGAUCAUCACUCCACUAACAGAUGAGCAGCUUGCACGACCCACUACUUGGUUGCCAAUGUUGGAGAAUGAUUCCGUUGAAGCACAAUACAUGUUCACAAAGAAAUCAGUCACCACUGUCUUUGGAAUACUUAAGAAUAAUAAUAUAAGCAACAUCCUCUGUAUCGGAACACCCUCCAUCCACGAGGAAGCUGAAUCCCGAUCAGACUUCAACUCCAUCCUAAUGGACUAUGACAAGAGACACUGCAAUUUUUAUCCACCGAACAAGUUCAUCUGGUAUAACAUGUUCAACAACUACAUGUUCAAUGGCAAUGAGGAUGAGAAGGUGCUUAAAAAAUUCUUCAAGAAGUCCAAAGAGGGAGGCAUCUGUAUAGUAAUGGACCCUCCAUUCGGUGGACGAGUUGAACCUUUAGUCCAAACUUUGAAGGAGCUGACAGAAACCUAUAAGAAUGUCUGCGACAAGCCCGAUGAAGGUCUACUGUCAGUCUUAUGGGCCUUCCCUUACUUCUCUGAGCCAUACAUCACCAAUAUGGCACCAGAGAUCAAAAUGCAUGAUUAUCAGAUUGAAUACACAAACCACAAGAAAUUCAUAAACAAGAUGAAGGACGGUAGGAAAUUCGUGUCACCAAUCAGAUUCUUUACAAACAUGCCACUACGGACCAUUGACCUAUCUAACGACAGUAACUAUAAGAUGUGUAAUAAAUGUAAAUUCUAUGUCGCAUCUUCAAAUAACCACUGUCACAAGUGUGGUUCAUGUACAAGUAAGAAUGGAAUGACAUACAAACAUUGUGAUGUCUGCAAGAGGUGUGUGAAGCCCACUUUCUUACAUUGCAAAGAGUGUGAGAUGUGUUGCCAGGAACGGAAUCAUGUGUGCGGUGUUGUUGUUGAAAGCCAGUCGUGCUUCAACUGCAAACAGAAAGGACACAAGCAGUCAGACUGCCCGCAGCUACAGGUACAAAAUAAGAAGAAACGAAAAAGUGCAUGA
Molecule: messenger RNA, 1374 nt
Organism: Spodoptera littoralis (African cotton leafworm)
Lineage: Eukaryota; Metazoa; Arthropoda; Insecta; Lepidoptera; Noctuidae
Source: the annotation of a GenBank genome assembly